Tetrapisispora phaffii CBS 4417 is the source of this 1596-nucleotide messenger RNA. RefSeq lists its product as uncharacterized. The record is from RefSeq and is a predicted model, not a curated record. Bases 1 to 1596 code for a protein of 531 amino acids. The transcript has a single exon. Gene Ontology annotation, biological process: regulation of G1/S transition of mitotic cell cycle; regulation of cyclin-dependent protein serine/threonine kinase activity. NCBI's taxonomy places the organism in Eukaryota, Fungi, Ascomycota, Saccharomycetes, Saccharomycetales, Saccharomycetaceae.
AUGCAAGAAUCAAAAUUAGGACUAGUCGUCACUGCAAAGCAAACUUACUAUCCAAUUGAGUUAUCAAAUUCAGAAUUACUCGCUCAUUACGAAACUAUCCAAGAAUAUCAUCAAGAUAUAGCUUCAAACAUCAUCGAACAAUCAUCAAAGUAUAAGCCAGACCCAAAGUUGAUAGACCAACAGCCAGAAAUGGAACCUUCUGCAACUCGUUCUACCAUCGUCUCUUUUCUAUUCGAAUUAUCUGUAGUCACAAGAGUCACUGACGGUAUCUUCUUCCAUGCCGUUAGACUAUAUGAUCGUUACUGUUCAAAGAGAAUUGUCUUGAAAGAUCAAGCUCAAUUAGUCGUCGCUACUUGUUUAUGGCUAUCUGCGAAGACUUGGGGUGGUUGCAAUCACAUCAUCAACAACGUCUGUGUACCAACUGGUGGUAGAUUUUAUGGUCCAAACCCAAGAGCAAGAAUUCCACGUCUAUCAGAAUUGGUUCACCAUUGCGGUGGAUUACAUGUCUUCGAUGAAUCGAUGUUUGUUCAAAUGGAAAGACAUAUUCUAGAUACUUUAAACUGGGAUGUUUGUGAACCAACUAUCAAUGAUUAUAUUUUAAACGUCGAUGAAAAUUGUUUAAUACAAUAUGAAUUAUAUAAAAGACAAUUAGAAUACAAUAAAGAAUGGAAGGCCAAACGUCAAUCACAAUCAACACAAGAUAGUGACUCAACAAUAAAUGAUCUAGAAGCUGAAAAUAAUAAUGAAGACUCAGAUGAAGAUGGAGAUCUAGAUUCAAAAAUCCAACUGAUAAACUUAAAGAGAUUUUUGAUCGAUUUAUCAACUUGGCAAUAUUCUCUUUUGAAAUACGAGCUGUUCGAACUAAGUAAUGGGAUUUUCUCCAUAAUAGAUAAAUUUACCAAUCAUGAUCAAGGUCCAUUUUUAAUGUCUCCUCCAAUUUCAGCUUCAUACCAAGUACAAUUAUUAAACAUUUAUAUUAACGCUAUCAUUAACGCUCCAGAAUCUUUGAUAGAAGUUUAUAGAAAACAGACUGGUGUUAUGGAAUUUAUUUCCCGUGUUAAAGAUUAUCAUUUGGAUCUACAAAAAAAGUUACAACUCGCUUCUUCUUUGGAUUUAUCAAGGAAAAUGUCUGCCACAAUUCCAAAUGGAAAUGGUACAUUUUUCGAUCGCAAUGCUUCCCCAUCAUCUAUUUAUUCAUCACAAUCAUAUACUCCAUUGAGAAACACUAGCGCAUUAUCAGAAAACUCGUUGUUCAGCACAACAUCUGUAGAUCAAUCAUCUCCUAUUACUCCACAAAUGUACAUGUUUGGUCAAUUCAAAACCGACAGUGAUUGUGCUAGUACCAUUAGUGUCAAUAGUAUUUCAAAUCUGAAGAAUUCUAACAACAGUAAUGCAAAUAUUAAUAGAAUUAAAAUGGAUAAUGAUGAUGAUAAAGAAAAUGUUGAUCCUUAUAGACAAAUAAAAAUGAAAAACAGUGUGAAUUCAAAGAAUAAUAGUACAACUACUUUCUGUUCUCCAAGCAAAACAAAAGAAAGCUUGAGCAAUAAGCCAUCAAUAAUGUCUCUAACCCUUAUAAAUACCACUGGAAUGGUAUAA